AUGGAAGGUCCAACAAUAUCUAACGGUCAACCCCCACCCCCACUCACUUCCUCUACCAACACACACACACACACACACCAUGCCUAAUCACCCUUAACCAAAAUCAAACCAACAAACACUCAAUGGCGUCUUCCAAUCACCUUACUUCUCUCGCUCUCACUCUCGGAGUUUUUGGUGACGGUGAGGAGGCAGUGGAUGAUCGGAAAGAGGAGGGUGCUAAUACGACGGUGACGGAGAUCAGUAGUGAAGCUUCCGGACCGGCGAAAUCACCAUCGGAUGACGACGGCGGUGAUAAAAGUAAGAAGAGGAAAAAGUACCACCGUCACACCGCCCAACAAAUUCAUGAGUUGGAAGCGCUAUUUAAGGAGUCGCCUCAUCCAGACGAGUCGCAAAGACAACAGUUGAGCAAGCGGUUAGGACUUCAUCCAAGACAAGUGAAAUUCUGGUUUCAAAACCGCCGUACGCAAAUCAAGGGUAUACAAGAACGCCAUGAAAAUUCGUUGUUGAAAUCAGAAUUGGAUACGUUACGUGACGAAAAUAAGUUAUUAAGGGAGAUGAUUAAGAAGGGUACUUGUUCUAACUGCGGUAGUUCUAGCAAGGAUGCCACCACUAACAACGAAGAACAACAGCUUCGGGUUGAAAAUGCUAAACUUAAAUCCCAGAUUGAGACGCUGAGAAAAUCAAUCGGGAAACACCCGCAAGGAACAUCACCGACAAACUCAUGUUCUGCCGGAAACGACAAUGAAAACAAAAGUUCAUUAGAUUUGUGUAGUGGGGUAUACGGGCCUGAAAAAUCUCGGAUAAUGGACAUUGUAAAUCUAGCUAUGGAAGAGCUUGUAAAGAUGGCUAGUGUCAGUGAACCACUAUGGGUCGAGAGCGUUGAAAGGGGCCGAGAAAUACUUAAUUAUGAUGUAUACUUGAACAAGUUCUCCACCGUGAAUUCAAGCAGUAAUCAACAAUUGAGAUACAUUGAGGCAUCUCGAGAUAGUGGCGUUGUCUUUGUGGAUCUACCACGGUUGGUUCAAAGUUUCAUGGAUGUGAGAGAAUACGUAGAGAUGUUUCCAUGCAUGAUCUCUAAAGCAGCUACCCUCGAUGUUAUCUGCAACGGGCAGGGUGCUAACAGAAACGGUGCAGUUCAAUUGAUGUUUGCUGAGCUGCAAAUGCUAACUCCGUUAGUGGCCACAAGGGAAGUGUAUUUCGUUAGAUACUCGAAGCAAUUGAACGCUGACAAGUGGGCAAUUGUUGACAUAUCUAUCGAUAAUGUAGAAAAACACAUCGAUGCAUCCCUUGCUAGAUGUAGAAAACAUCCAUCCGGUUGCAUUAUUGAGGACAAGUUAAACGGUCACUGUAAGGUGACCUGGAUAGAGCAUGUUGAAUGCGAAAAAAUCGUAGCUCAUUCUAUGUACCGUGCGAUCAUCAAUAGUGGUGUUGCUUUUGGUGCAAGGCGUUGGAUGGCCACAUUGCAGCAGCAAUGCGAGCGUCUUGUGUUCUUCCUUGCAACAAAUGUUCCUAAUAACGAUUCUACUGGUAUUGGUACACUGGCGGGGAGGAAAAGUAUUUUGAAAUUGGCUCAGAGAAUGACGUGGAGUUUUGGUCGAGCACUAGGAGGCUCUAGCGAUCGCACAUGGAAAAAGAUACCGAGUAAAACAGGAUAUGAUAUAAGGGUGGCUUCCAGAAUGAACCUAAAUGAUCCUGGUGAACCGUUAGGAGUGAUACUAUGUGCAGUUUCAUCUAUAUGGUUGCCCGUUUCUCACGCUGUUCUUUUUGAUUUCUUGAGAGACGACAAUCAAAGAAAUGAGUGGGAUAUUAUGUCAAGUGGUGGUCCAGUGCAAUCUAUAGCAAACUUGGCUAAAGGACAAGAUCGAGUAAAUACCGUUUCCAUCCAUAAAAUGAAGUCGAAAGAUAACAUGUGGAUGGUCCAGGAUAGUUGUACAAACGCAUACGAAUCCAUGGUGGUAUGUGCACGAGUGGCGGUGAGCGCCAUGCAAUCGGUAAUGGCUGGUUGUGACUCUAGAAGUAUCUCGAUAUUACCCUCGGGGUUUUCGAUUCUACCAGAUGGGAUUGAAUCACGGCCGUUGGUGAUCACAUCAAAGGCAGAUAAGCAAAGUUGGGAAAAUGGGUCAUUACUAACAGUUGGUUUUCAGAUUCUUACAAGUGACUCACCGACGUCUAAACUUAGUAUGGAAUCCGUGGAGUCGGUUAACACACUAAUAUCAAGCACCCUGCAGAAUAUCAAGAGGGGUUUACGAUGUGAAGAUCAGUGAUUAUAGUUGCAGUUAAGAGUUAAGACGAUACUUAUGAAACAUACUCGACUUUUUGCAAGUAGUUUUUUGGUAACCAUGAGAGCCCGUUAGAAAAAAACUUAUGGACCCCACAGCUAGUUUUUUGGUAACCAUGAGAGCCCGUUAGAAAAAAACUUAUGGACCCCACAGCUAGUUUUUUGGUAACCAUGAGAGCCCGUUAGAAAAAAACUUAUGGACCCCACAGCUUACGCCCGACAGGUGGCAUUCAGGGCGACUUUUUCCAAGUAUUAGGUGAAAAGGUCUCGGUACAAGUAUAUAUUUUUGGUGGGUUUUAUGCUUUUAAAAAGAUGGAUUUUAAUCUGUGAAUUAUAACUCUUGGAAUGACUUGGAUUAUGGUUAGUUUGAUCCUUAAUAUAUGCAAGAUUUUAACA
Helianthus annuus (common sunflower) is the source of this 2674-nucleotide messenger RNA. RefSeq names its product homeobox-leucine zipper protein GLABRA 2. NCBI's taxonomy places the organism in Eukaryota, Viridiplantae, Streptophyta, Magnoliopsida, Asterales, Asteraceae. The transcript has 11 exons. The record is from RefSeq and is a predicted model, not a curated record. Bases 123 to 2264 code for a protein of 713 amino acids. Gene Ontology annotation, biological process: regulation of DNA-templated transcription. Gene Ontology annotation, molecular function: lipid binding; DNA binding; DNA-binding transcription factor activity, RNA polymerase II-specific.